Molecule: messenger RNA, 456 nt
Organism: Malassezia restricta
Lineage: Eukaryota; Fungi; Basidiomycota; Malasseziomycetes; Malasseziales; Malasseziaceae
Product: NADH-ubiquinone oxidoreductase 21 kDa subunit
Exons: 2
Coding region: 1-456 (151 amino acids)
Source: RefSeq, a predicted model, not a curated record
AUGCUCCAAAAGCAACUUGAAUCCGAGUUUCCGCUAAUUGACUCUGACCCGCAUUUCAGGCGCGUGGUGCGGUACUUCCGCCCCUCGGACUACUACUACAUGGCCGGCUCGACGCUGGCGUUCCCAGGAGCGCUGUGGCUCAUGGAAAGCGCCAGUCCUGCGCGGGGCAAGGGCAAGCUCAGUGCGGCGAUGAAGCUGUCUGCUGCGCUUGGUCUGUGUGGUGGCUUCCUGUAUGCGUACCAGCGCUCGACAUUCCGCUUCUGGGGCUGGUCGGAGAAUGAGCGCGAGCAGCAGCGUGCCCGGGAGGAGGCGCAGUCGGGCACGGUGAUCGGCCAGGGCGAGAGCUCGCUAUCGGAUGAGAUGCAGGGCGUGGCGCACCGCAACAGUGUGUUUUCGCAGCUGAACUUGGCGGUGUUGCCGUGGUUCAACGUGGUGAACCACAAGUACCACUCGUAA